GGGAUGGUUGAGUUGUUUGGGAUCAUGGGGGAUUUUGUAGUGAGGGGUUUGUUCCCUGUGCUGGUGUUAGUUGGAGCUGUUUGUUGCUCUGAAACUUGGCAACAGCUACUGAGCCGGAGGUUUCCAUGGAGAAUAGUGAGAGCCACCCCUGUGCCUGAGAGAGUCCCUCCUCAUGGGGGUCCCAUUGGUUCCAGUUUCAGAAUGUCUGAGGGUGGGAGUGUGUCUCCACUGCAGACUGUGAUGGUACAGUGUGGAGAGCACAACCUGCUGGUCAGGGCACAGUUGGAUUUAUUUGGAACCAGGCACCUGAUUAAAGCUGCUGACCUGACCCUGGGGACAGCAGGUUGUCGGCCAACCAGGAUUGACCCUGAGAACUACACUGUCGUCUUUGACUAUGGCCUGCAUGAGUGUGGUAGCAGAUUGCAGAUGACUGGAGAUUUCCUGAUCUACACCACCCACCUGACCCACAUCCCAAACUAUCCUGGAUCUGUCAUUGUGAGAACCAACGGAGCUGUCAUUCCCAUUGUGUGUCGUUAUUUGAGGAAGGGCAAUGUGAGCAGUAACCCCAUCAAACCCACCUGGAUCCCAUUCAGCUCCACCAGGUCUGGAGAAGGGCAUCUGGCAUUCUCCCUGCGUCUAAUGAAUGGUGACUGGCUGACAGAGCGCACUUCCACUGUCUACUCCCUGGGAGACCUCAUUCACAUUGAGGCGUCUGUUUCAAUGGACAACCACGUGCCCCUGAAGCUAUAUAUUGACCGCUGUGUAGCAACGCUGAGCCCAGACAAGGACUCCAGCCCCAGAUACAGCAUCAUUGACUACAAUGGUUGCCUCCUGGACAGCAAAGCUGAGGACUCCUUUUCAACCUUUGUGUUGCCGAGAGCCGAGCGGGAGCCAGACAAGCUCAGGUUUGACCUGGAUGCCUUCCGCUUCUAUGGAGAUGAGCGUUACCUGAUUUUCAUCACCUGUCACCUGAAAGUUGCUGCAGUGGAUCAGGGAGAUUCCAGGAACAAAGCUUGUACUUUCCAGAAGCUGCACAAGGUGUAAGUGUACCCUGCCCCA
Molecule: messenger RNA, 1059 nt
Organism: Rhincodon typus (whale shark)
Lineage: Eukaryota; Metazoa; Chordata; Chondrichthyes; Orectolobiformes; Rhincodontidae
Product: zona pellucida sperm-binding protein 3-like
Exons: 7
Coding region: 4-1044 (346 amino acids)
Biological process (GO): positive regulation of acrosome reaction; binding of sperm to zona pellucida; egg coat formation
Cellular component (GO): extracellular matrix
Molecular function (GO): acrosin binding
Source: RefSeq, a predicted model, not a curated record